GCAAUGUGUAUUGCAACAUUAAUUAAUAUUACACAUGGUAGAAUCACCUUAUAUUUGAUCUUUUUAUAAAUGAUGAUAGUAGCAAUUAGCAAAGCAUCAUAUUACACAAACUUGAAUUAGAGAAGAAAGCAAAGGGAAAAAUCAAUCCAAUGAAGAUAUACAUCCUUCCCUUUCUGGCACCAGGUCAUCAAAUCCCCAUCGUUCACGUGGCACAACUCCUUGUCUCACGUGGCCAUCACGUGACCAUCCUCACCACCCCUUCCAACACCCACCUCUUGGCGGAGGCGGACAACGUCAACAUCCACACCCUCCCCUUCCCAUCCGACCAAGUAGGCCUCCCUGUCGGCGUCGAAAACAUCUCAGCCGCCACCGAUAGCACCACGGCCGGCAAGAUCUACACGGCGGCGCACCUCAUCGGGCCGCAAGUGGAGUCCUUCAUGCAGCAAUCGCCACCGGACGUAUUCAUCCCAGACACGACGUACACGUGGAGCAGAGCCGUGGCCAACCGCCUCGGUAUCCCCAGGCUGAUCUUCAGCCCUCACCUCAUCUUCUUCGUUGCUAUAAUGGAAGCCAUUAGAUCGCACCCCGAAAUCCUCGUUGAUUCCGAUGACACUGCUCCUUACACCAUCCCUGGCCUCCCUCAACCCAUCACCCUCUCCGUGAAGCCUUCACCAAGCCACCGCCAACUGAUGGAGUCCAUGGUUGACGCCGAAAGGGACAGCCUCGGAGUGAUCGUGCUGAGCUUCAAGGAGCUCGACGGCGAUUACGCCCAAUACUACGAGAAAAUCACUGGUGGGAAAGUGUGGCAUCUUGGCCCCACUUUCCUCAUGGUGCAGAAAACAUUACCACUUCAGCAGCCAAGUAGCGACGCUGGUGAAGGUGAAAACGAGUGCUUGAGAUGGCUUUCUUCCAAGAAGGAGGGUUCCGUGGUUUACGCUUGCUUUGGCAGCUUGAUUCGUCUCGCGGACAAGCAGCUUUUCCAGAUAGCGGCGGGCCUUGAGGCUUCGGGGCAUCAGUUUGUUUGGGUGGUGCGUAGGAACAAGAGCAACAAAGACAAGUGGUUACCGGAUGGGUUUGAAGAGAGGAUGAAGAAGGAGGAGAGAGGAUUGCUCAUAACAGGGUGGGCGCCGCAGCCGUUGAUCUUGAAGCAUGCUGCUAUCGGAUGCUUUUUGACGCACAGCGGGUCCAGCUCUGUGAUAGAAGCGGCGAGUGCGGGGGUGGUGACCGUAACGAUGCCGGGAUGUGGGGACCACUUCUUCAACGAGAAACUGAUGACUGAGGUGCAUGGGUUCGGGGUGGAGGUGGGUGGAGCUGAGUGGAGCUUAUCGCCGUUCCAUGAGAAGAAGAGAGUGGUGAGUGCAGAGAUGAUAGAGAAGGCGGUGAGGAAGGUGAUGGACGGUGGAGAAGAGGCGGAGAGGAUGAAGAAGAAGGCAAAGGAGAUGCAAGAGAAGGCUUGCAGAGCGGUUGAAGAAGGUGGGUCCUCUCAGCAGAGUCUCUCGGAAAUGAUUCACCAACUCGAGCGGGUGGUGGUCUCCACUUCUGCUACAACCACCUUUUAGACUUCAAUAU
Arachis ipaensis is the source of this 1569-nucleotide messenger RNA. RefSeq names its product UDP-glucosyl transferase 73CC6. NCBI's taxonomy places the organism in Eukaryota, Viridiplantae, Streptophyta, Magnoliopsida, Fabales, Fabaceae. Gene Ontology annotation, molecular function: UDP-glucosyltransferase activity. The record is from RefSeq and is a predicted model, not a curated record.